GCUGUCUUUUCAAAAUGGCUGCCAUCACAACAAGCACAUUUUAUGGAAAAAAGAAAGGUUCAUGCCCAUGUUGGAGGAAUGUGGAAUUACAUCAGCUGAUGAUUCCCUAUACCGAAGAGACUGGAGCCCACUGCAGUACUUCCAGCAGUACAUUGAUGAUCAGUUAAUUCGGGAUCUGUCUUUCUUCACCAACCAGCGCAUGGUACAGGAUUCAGGCUGUAGCUUUAACACAACACCAGAAGAGAUCAAGACCUUUUUAGGAAUCUCAGUGUACAUGGCAUGCCUCGGAUAUCCAAGAAUGAAAAUGUACUGGGCUGCCAAAACAAGAGUGCCAAUAAUAACUGACUCCAUGACACGAGAUCGUUUUUACAAGAUCAGAUCUUCACUCAAAGUUGUCAAUGAUCUGGAUGUGACAGAUGAUGAGAAGAAAAAGGAUCUACUUUGGAAAGUAAAACCAUUCUUGAAUAGAGUGCUCCAAGGUUGCCUCAGCCUACCUAGGCCAGCAAAGGUAUGCAUUGAUGAACAAAUGGUUCCCUUCACAGGCAGGUGUCCAGUUCGUCAGUAUGUUCCUGGCAAACCAAAUCCAACAGGAUUAAAGGUAUUUGUUCUUGCAACUCCAAGUGGCCUUGUGUUGGACUUUGAGACUUACCAGGGAAAGAGCACCUUCACUGAACACCAGCAAAUGGGAAUAGGUGCAAAUGCAGUCCUGCGUUUGACAGAGACAGUUCCCAGAGGAACACUGGUGUACUUUGAUCGGUAUUUUACUACCAUCAGACUUUUGGAGGCUCUUCUGGAAAGAGGCCUGCCUGCUACAGGAACAAUUCCUAAGAAUCGAAUUCCAAAAGAGUGUCACAUCACUGCUGACAAGGUCCUGAGCAAAAAAGGAAGAGGGUCAUCAGAAAUGAUUGUACGGAGACCUCAUGAAAUUGCACUCACCAAGUGGGUGGACAACAAACCUGUUGUAAUGGUAUCAACUGCCCAUGGUAUUGAGCCACAGGAUACCUGUUCCAGAUGGUCAAAAAAAGAAAACAAGCAAGUCCAAAUCCCAAGACCUGCAGUGGUAGCAGAAUAUAACAGAAACAUGGGGGGUGUUGACAUGUGUGAUCGCAUGCUCAGCUACUACAGAAUGUCCAGUCGCACCAAGAAGUGGACUGUUCGUACCAUGCUUCACUUCACUGAUUUGGCCAUCACCAACUCCUGGAUUCAAUACAGACAAGACAGUCAGACCUUGCAACGACCUGCAAAGAAAACCUCCCAGUACCUGGAGUUCAAACUUCUCUUGGCUGAAGAACUGAUAUCCCAGGCCCAAGUAGGUCAACGAGAUGACACUGACUCAAGUGAUCAAGAAUUCUUUCUGGAAAUCAAGAAAAGGAAGCCCCAUCCAGAUACAAGAAUAAGGAAAUAUGGUGCAAUUCAUUUGCCCCAAAUGCUCAACAUUCCAAAUGCUUCCAGAUGCAGAAUGCCUGGAUGCAAACGCAAAACCUUUGUGAGAUGCAUAAAAUGCAGCAUGUUCCUCUGUGUCUCCAAACAGUCAGAUUGUUUCAUGAAAUACCAUGUAGAGUCAAACAUCUAAUGAAAUUAUAAAGAAUUUUAGGUGAAGUUCAUGUUGUAGAUGUUCCAUUAUUCUGGGUUAACUACAUUUGCUGUUGUUUUUCUACAUGUAUUCUAUUUUCCUAGAUGAUUUCAGUGGAUAUUUCCAUAUACAUACUCGGCUCUUAAAAGUUUAACACUUGAGAACCAUGAAAUCCCAUUGUCCACUACAGUGGACAUGUUGUAAAAUUUUAAUAAAAAUAAGUUUUAACAUUU
Pygocentrus nattereri (red-bellied piranha) is the source of this 1806-nucleotide messenger RNA. Its product is annotated as piggyBac transposable element-derived protein 3-like. NCBI's taxonomy places the organism in Eukaryota, Metazoa, Chordata, Actinopteri, Characiformes, Serrasalmidae. The transcript has 2 exons. The coding region runs from base 62 to 1573 and encodes 503 amino acids. The record is from RefSeq and is a predicted model, not a curated record.